CGGCCGCCAUCUAUUAAUUUAGAAUCAUUAACAAACAGUCUUUAAGUCAUUAAGUGGUACUUUUUAUUGGUUCAAUUAGGGAAUUACGUUUGUGGGCAUGCCUCAAAACGUUGCGAAAUUUCGUACAGGCUAGGUCGAAAUUGAAAUAAAAAACCAAAAAUAAAAUAAAAGGGCGGGCAAAAGGUAGCUCCAAAAACAAAUGAUUUUGUUCGUUUAUACAAUAGUGAACUCGUUAAAUUUAUUCUGCAAUUUAGCUAGUUAAGGUUUGUUAGUGCUCUAAACCAGUGCGCUCGAUGGAUGUUGGCUUGAAAACGAUUUCUUACUUUUGAUUAUGUGAUUUUUGUGAACUGUAAAUUAUAUUUCAAGAUUAAAAAGAAUGAACUGAACAAUGUUUUCCAAAACGCUUAUGUUGAUUUCAUGCUGCAUAUCCUUACCGGAAUUAAUCGCAGCUGAUUGCAACAAAGAAAGAAAAUGCAAAACCUCACGCGUGCAUGGCCUGAGGAGUGCAGAUUGUUACCGCAUGGACAUGCGAGAAUUUCCUAAAUGCUUGUCAUCUAAUACAGAAGCAUUGGAGCUCUCUUACAACAGAAUUCGAAAAGUAACCAAAGAAGACUUACGAAGAUACCCCUACAUGGUUCAUCUGUACUUAAUGGACAAUCUUAUCGUUAACCUCGAUGAUGAUGUUUUUCAAGAAUCGAGUAGUCUUAGAACGAUAGACUUAUCUGUCAAUGCGCUAAAAAAAGUCCCUCCAACAUUAUUUCAACUGCCAUCUUUGACGACCCUUUACUUAAGCCAGAAUUUGAAUAUUAAUGUAGCAGAAUCUAUUGAUGAAGCUAAACCGAUUUCACAAUCUUGUCUAACCAAGCUGGAUAUGAGUUACAUUACGGAAGAUGGAAGUUCUACGGACUUUCCAGAUUUUCGGGAAUUGCCUUUAUUAGCUUUUUUAAAUAUUACAGGUGUAAAUUUCAACUACAUCUCGACUAGACACUUUGCUGGUCUGUGCAAUCUCCAAAUUUUGGGCAGCGAAAAUGUAUCAGCCGAAUUUGAACACGAUUGCGAUUGCGAGAGGAUAAAUCGAUGGUUGUUGGAAAGAAAAGUUAAAUAUACGGAGCUUGUGUGUCCUACGAAUGAGAUAGAUUGUUCCAAUAAACCGAUCGACGUCGAAGACUUAGAAGUCUAUCAAAAUUGCAGAGCAAAAUACGCGAAAAUCUCACGCUCGCUGUAUUUGGAAAAAGUUUGGCAUUGGCUUGGUAUUGCUGCAGGUGGCCUCGUAUUAACAGGAAUCUUGGUUGGUUGUUGUAUUUGGAAGCACAUCAAACAGAAAAAAGCAAUGGAGGCUCGAGAAAGUUUACGCCAGAGGGAAAACCGGCAGCUAUUGAAUAACCAAACGAAAGUUUAAAUUUGUUUUUUUGUUUGUGAUACUUAGUUUUAGGUAGUUUUGUUUGCAAUAUUGUUUAUACUUCUAGAUUUUAUCAUUUCCAUUGCCAAAAGCAUUUUUGUUAUCCAUCGUGGGUACCUACAUACUGAAAACAUGCACUGAAAAUUUCAGACUUUAGAAGGCUAACUAAAGUCUAAAUAAGAUAAGUAGGUACCCUUCUGGAUCGCUAAGCUAUUUUUGCCCACCGGUCCCCAAUCUUGUAUGUUUAAACAUUGGUGCCGAUCGAGUUGUCCAGUUAACUAGUCACUUAUAUAGAAUUGUUGCACUUUACCUUAAUCAUUUUAUGCAUCUCUAUACAAACAUCUUUACCUUUUGAGACUUACUUGCAAGCCUUUAAAAAUCCUUCAUUUCAUACUGUCCGGCAUAUAGGUAUUAUUAUUACAUCAUCAAUUUCAGUCUGAAAAAUGGCACAUUAACUCACUAGUCUGGUAAGGUUAGAUUACAACGUAGCAAAAGUUACAUUAACUCCGGGACCAGGACCAAUUAUUCCCUGACUGAUGUCAAAUGAAACAGAUUUCGAAAAUCUCGUUCUAUUAGAAGAGAAAUAUAAACAAAAUUAUUAACAAGAAAAAACCCAUUUCACAGUAUGAAAUAAGUGGAUAUAACAGCAUGAAAUAGAACAGGAUAUUAUGCAUCCGUGAAGUUAUUAGUAAAAUAUGUACACUUGUUCAGAAAUUCUAGACUCGCCUAACAUCUUAAGUCGUUAUAGUCACUUCCUGUAGGUAAUUAGGUAAUGACUACUAUGUAUGUAGGUAUAGAUAAAAACUCUAAGAUGUUUAGGUAUAUGAUAAAGAUUGUUAAACUUCUCAAAAGGUGAAAUUAUUAUGUACCAUUCUAAUUUCUAAACUCACUGUAUAAUAUAAAACAUCAUUCAUUAAACAACGACUUACUAAUAAAAUGUACAAAAAGAAUAACGAAAACCGCCAUAUUAGUUCUUAACAAUGAUAAAUGCGUUUUCUCAUAGAUAUAGUUGUUAGUAUUUGUAAUAGGAAUUUUUUUAGGCCUCGUUAAUUCGAAAUUGUUCAUGUUUCUAAUAGUUUAUUUUUAAUAAAGUUCCAUAAAAGCAGGAA
Ceutorhynchus assimilis (cabbage seed weevil) is the source of this 2508-nucleotide messenger RNA. Lineage: Eukaryota; Metazoa; Arthropoda; Insecta; Coleoptera; Curculionidae. The record is from the annotation of a GenBank genome assembly.